Ictalurus punctatus (channel catfish) is the source of this 1963-nucleotide messenger RNA. RefSeq names its product growth factor independent 1A transcription repressor a (gene gfi1aa). Lineage: Eukaryota; Metazoa; Chordata; Actinopteri; Siluriformes; Ictaluridae. Gene Ontology annotation, cellular component: nucleus. The record is from RefSeq and is a predicted model, not a curated record. The transcript has 7 exons. Gene Ontology annotation, molecular function: RNA polymerase II cis-regulatory region sequence-specific DNA binding; DNA-binding transcription factor activity, RNA polymerase II-specific. Gene Ontology annotation, biological process: regulation of transcription by RNA polymerase II. Bases 453 to 1685 code for a protein of 410 amino acids.
GAGGAACGUUGAAAUUUUUACGGCAUCCAGCUGAAGAUCGAGUCUUCCUCUGUCCGGUUUGUUUGCGAUCCCGAUCCCGCGUCCACCGUAGCCUCAGGUCACUGCUCAGACCGACAGGAGCGGAACCCGAUGUGGUCUUCCGCUGUCGUAGCUCGUCCACAUCGGGGUUCGAGGCGUUCUGAGAUGCUUUCCGGCACAGCACGUUUGUAAAGAGCGGUCGGACAUGUCCUUCGAGUGGUCUCGUCACAGAACCGGACGUUUUUUUUUGUUUUUCGCAGCAUUCUGGGUGAAAGAAAGUUGUGCGGGAACACCAGAGGAGAAGUUUGAUGAACUUUAACUGAAAGUCUUGACCUGGAUCGGCGUGAUUUCGUGCUGCUACGUGAUUGGCUGAUUGCACGGACGAUCAAGCGUACAGGUGUUCCUAUUGACACCCUCAACCCACAAGAGCGAACAUGCCGAGGUCAUUUUUAGUGAAGAGCAAACGUGCUCACAGCUACCACCAACCUCGCAGCCUGGAGGACGACUACAUCCGACUUGACGCUCUACUGACACACACUUACUCGGAGAUCCAGGCCGAGUCCGACUGCUGUGAGGACGUGGAUAAAAGUGCAGGUCGAUGCUCGCCCGAAGGCAGCGCGGUGUGUACGGCCGAACAUAAAGCUCAACACUCUCCGCUCAGCUGUGAGGGAAGCGUGUGUGAUCCGCCGGCGGAGUACGAGGACUCCGUGUGGAGACCCAGAUCGCCGUCUUCUUCUCCAGGUUCACAAAGUCGAGUCCUACACGAGGAGAUCCACUCUAAACCGGCUGAGUAUGUGAAUGAAUAUCCCGUAUCGUCACCGGAUGAUAUCCAACCUUUCGACUUGACCUUCCGGCCCUGCGCCUGGACUCACGCCCGCUCGGAGCUCAGACGCCUCGUUAGGCCAUUUCAGCUGAGUCACGUGGCACGCGAGACGCCAUCCGUCGGCGUUUACGGCUCCACGGACAGGCUCGCCAAGGCCUUUUUCUCCAACCAGUCCCCGUUCAGAGGGUUCUCUCAGGAAGCGUACAGCUCGCUGGCUACAGAUCUGCUGAAGAGCCGCACACGAGGAUACUACGCCGAUUUCAAGGCCGUCCCCGAGAACGCCGAGAUCAAAUCGCAUCCUGAUGUCUUGUGCACGCGACUGCAGAUUAACGGCUCUUACAAGUGCGUCAAGUGCACCAAGGUGUUUUCUACGCCUCACGGCUUAGAGGUCCACGCCCGACGCUCGCACAGCGGCACGAGGCCUUUCGCAUGCGAGCUGUGCGGGAAAACGUUCGGUCACGCCGUCAGUCUGGAACAGCACAAAGUCGUCCACUCGCAAGAGAGGAUUUUCAGCUGCAAAAUCUGCGGGAAAAGCUUCAAGAGGUCGUCCACUCUGUCCACUCACCUGCUGAUCCACUCGGACACGCGGCCGUACCCCUGCCAAUACUGCGGCAAGAGAUUCCACCAGAAAUCCGACAUGAAGAAACACACGUUCAUCCACACGGGAGAAAAGCCGCACAAAUGCCAAGUGUGUGGGAAAGCGUUCAGUCAGAGCUCCAACCUCAUCACACACAGCCGGAAACACACCGGCUUCAAACCGUUCGGCUGCGACUCGUGCGGCAAAGGCUUCCAGCGCAAAGUGGACUUGAGGAGACACCGAGAAACGCAGCACGGCCUGAAAUAAGAGACGCUUCCAUUUCGAAACUCGGAUAUAAUUUAUAUUCUUUACAUAAAAAAAAAAAACACUACGAAGAGCAUUAGUUAAGCUAUUGAUACUAAACAUGUUUAUCGACUUUUAUUAUUAUUAUUAUUAUUAUUAUUAUUAUUAUUAACGGAACUUUAUGCGACUUUAAAGUUAUUUAUAAGAUCUUGUGUUUGAAUGUUUACUUUUAGGUCCUUGUGGACAUUUUUUAAGUUUGUGGAUAAAUAAAAGUUCUUCCUGAAAUCCCGCGCCUUUAUUUU